AUGUUCUACAACCUGUACAUUUCACGGUAUCGCUGUCCUCAGAAUGUCGCCGUUUCUCCAGCUCCACCAAAUCGAAUCAUUCUAUCAGUCCAGAACCUUGACAUCGGAAUUACUGGUAAUCUUGGAGGUCAAAUAGUUUUUCUGUCGCCAAUUGGGCUCUUCGGGAUCAUACAGAUUAACCUCUUUCGGGUGUCGAUCAACGUGGAAAUCGCAAUCGAACGUGAAGUAAGUGGUCCAUAUGUCAGAUUGCUGUCAUGCAACCUACAAUUAGGAUAUGCUGAUGUUGGCAUCGAGAAGGGAGGCCGCAUCGGUGACCUCGUCAACUCGGCUGACUUCAGACAACUAAUCUCGCGAAAAGUACGAAAAAUGAUUCGUGGGCAAAUAUGCGGUAUGCUGCCGCCGAUUAUCAAAGAGACGGUGAACGGUCGUUUGGCCGAACUACCCCAAGCGAUCGCCGUCACUCAAAUGCUCAGCUUGUUCAGUGGCGCACUAGCCAGUAUCCAACCUGCAGCUCCAUCUCCUCAAUUCUGUCAGUCCCAAUGCGGAGAGUCAGCCCUACGUUUGCCUUCGUCGUCAAGUUCUUCCAGCGGCGUCUCCGCUGCAGCAGUUCAGGGAGCAGGACAAGCACCGCAGAUUCCUCAGAACGAACAACAUCCAGCAGCUCGAGCUCUCCAACAAAAGGUCUACAACACUAAUCAGACGAUAGUGCUAAACCAAAUUCAAACAAAAGCCGCUCCUCAUUCAGCUCCCAUCAUUCGUUCACCGCAACGUACUUAUUACGAGGGUGAUGCUCGCAGAGGGGUUCACCACGUCAUAGUUCGAAACAAGCGUCAAGCUCGAAACUAUCAAUUAGACCGCUUUGUCGUUCCGAGCGGAGUCCCCCAAAUUGUCCGACCUGGUCGUCAAGUCCGCGGUGUUUCCGAUGUCCAAGCUGGAGGCAAACGCGGACUGACAGAUGGAUCGAGACCAGUCUUAGAAGCGCCUCCACCUGUUCCUGGAGCUCCGCCCGCACAACUAGUACCACCCACUCCCGAGUUGUGUGCCAGAUGUCCACCUUCAUCUGGUUCAGGAACCCAGGACCCUAUGAGUCUCAUCAGACAACUGAUCGGCAGUCUCGAUAUGGUUGGUGAAUUUGCUGAUUAG
Molecule: messenger RNA, 1143 nt
Organism: Cooperia oncophora
Lineage: Eukaryota; Metazoa; Nematoda; Chromadorea; Rhabditida; Trichostrongylidae
Source: the annotation of a GenBank genome assembly